CUAUCCUUGUAGACUUCUUUUGGUGCUCUGACACACUGCAGCUUGAGUCUGACGCCUCUCUGUGCAGGUGGGUAUCAAAGUGUCAGGUUUAUUUGGGCUCCUCAGAUUUACCAGGUAAACACUUGAGCUCACACACAAGGAGCCUGGAGAGGAACGGUGACUCUGCAUAUUCGAAAAGCGUUCACGAUGCUGCAUGGAGGCAUCGCUGGUGUUCAGACUCCAUGAGCGCGGUCCAGAGGUGGUGAGGGAGGUGCUCCUGGAGCGAGGAUGGGAGGAAUAUGAUGAGGAGCGACGGGAGGAAGAGGACUGGAACUUGUACUGGAGAGGAUCUGCAUUUCGCAACUCUGAAUAUCUCAACCUGUUGCCAUGGCAGCGCCUCAACCACCAUCCCAAAACAGUCGGCAUCACACGCAAGGACUGCUUGGCACGCAACCUGAGGAGGAUGAGAGCCACGUUUGGGUCGUCUCUCUACGACUUCAGUCCCACCGCCUUCAUCCUGCCCAACGACUACACUCGCUUCCUGUCCGAGUACAACAGACUGAGCAGAGGACCGUCGCUGUACUGGAUCUGUAAGCCUGUGGAUCUCUCCAGAGGCAGAGGCAUCUUUGUCUUUGAGGACAUUAGGGAGUUGGUCUACGACUGCUCUGUGAUCGUGCAGCAGUACGUCAGCAACCCUCUGCUCAUCUCCGGCUACAAGUUCGACCUGAGGAUCUACGUCUGUGUGAAGAGCUUCCGUCCACUCACGGUUUACAUUCACCAGGAAGGACUGGUGCGCUUCGCCACGGAGAAGUACAACCUGUCGUCUCUGCACAACCUGUACGCUCACCUCACCAACACCAGCAUCAAUAAGUUUGGCCCCUUCUACAGGACGGAGAAGGAGAGGGUGGGCCGAGGCUGCAAGUGGACCAUGAGCAAGUUCAGGCAUUUCCUCCAAAGCCAAGACGUCGACGAGCUCCUGUUGUGGCAGAGGAUCAACAACAUUGUGACUCUGACGCUGCUUACCAUCGCUCCUGCCGCCCCCUCCUAUGCGAACUGCGUGGAGCUGCUCGGCUUCGACAUCCUGAUCGACGAGAGGUUCAAACCGUGGCUUCUAGAGGUCAACAACAGCCCCGCGCUGACUCUGGACUGCCAAGUGGAUAUCACGGUGAAGAAACGGCUCAUUGGAGAUCUGAUCGAUUUGAUGAAUUAUACAUUGACUGACAGCAUGAGAGAACAAGGUCACCUGUUUCAAUACCUGUGCCUAAAGAAAGCAAAUAUCAGAAGCAAAGGCAACCACUUACAGACUCUCCCUAAGAUAAAAACUCAUCGCCACCGUGACAGAAUCCACCAAAGACAACAUGCUUUUGCAGUCGAUUACCAAAGACACCUUCCCCCAGUUCACUUAAACAAGACGUAUGCAACCAAAGUAGUCUCAGGCAACAAAUCCAACACCAAAGACAGGACCUUGAACCUGAUCCUCGGCCCUCAAUCGAGGACAGACGUGUCAGCGGUAAACAGACGGACAUGGCUGACAGACGACAGGAGUCUUUGUGUGUCUGAGUUUACAAACCGCGACGGCACCGAAACAGAAGCUGAGGCGGACGUCGUUUCCUCUACGAUACGCGAGAUCCCUCACGGGGGGCUCGGGUUCAGACGUGAGAAGCUCCCGAACAUGUACAGUGGGAUUCGGAGAGAGGGAACCGAGAGGCCGGCAGCACUGAACAGACAACACGUUCCGCUCAGAGUCGGAGACUUCAUCCGGACGUUCCCUUUCAACACAGCCACUCUGACGGCCUCGCAGCACAGCCUGGAUGUUAGGAGAGUCAUUCAGGAGCUGCACAGGCUCACUGCUCAGCUGGCUUCAAGAGAGAAGAUGAAGAGACGAGAGGAAGAGGAGCAGAGAGAGGGUGAGGAAGACUUUGAGUCACUGUUGUGGGGGCCAAAGGAUCCUCCAUUGCUCCGUCAAUGUGUGAGACCUUUUUAGAGAUGCAUUUGUUUCCUUCAGGAUCUGCUGCAAAGCUUGUUUCCUCAGUUCCAUUGUACUGUCUGUUAUACCGUAACUAAGAAAAGGGACAUUCAAACAUCACUUCUCCCAGGAAAGGUCUUCAAUGAAUUCUGGUUACAGCUGUAUGAAAUAUGUUCCUCUAUACCCCUGAAAAGAGCCUGACUACCUGAAUUAUAGAAUUUGAAUAGCGUUUUUCUCCACACAUGGUGUUGACCCUUUAAGUUGUGAAGGUAAAUCAGGUUUAGCACAGGCAGCAUAUCGACUGCAUGAACAUGUAAUGAGAUCAGAGAGUGCUUUGACAUCGUCUUCAUCGAGUCCACUGACCAAAACCAAAUCAAUAAUAUAAGAGAAUUACUUCUAUCAAGUCUUAUACCACGUUUUACAUUUGAUCAAUAAAACUUAACUUAUCAAUGCAGCCCUUUGUGUGUCACACAUGCUCAAAUUAAAUAAAAAUGAAGCUUUCCAAACGAAACAGGAACACUGUUUUGGAUUUAGUUGAAACCGGAGAGAACACAUCUUAAUUUUCCCAUUUUUCUCUUAAAUAAAUUCCUUUGACUUUAAUACAAUAUAUUUUGCAAUAGCCUUCACUAGUUGUUUAUCAAAUAUACAUUCCUAUAAGAUUUGUAUAGGCUGU
Eleginops maclovinus (Patagonian blennie) is the source of this 2618-nucleotide messenger RNA. It is a transcript of the gene ttll2, whose product is annotated as tubulin tyrosine ligase-like family, member 2. NCBI's taxonomy places the organism in Eukaryota, Metazoa, Chordata, Actinopteri, Perciformes, Eleginopidae. Gene Ontology annotation, molecular function: tubulin binding; tubulin-glutamic acid ligase activity. Gene Ontology annotation, cellular component: cilium. The coding region runs from base 194 to 1963 and encodes 589 amino acids. The record is from RefSeq and is a predicted model, not a curated record. Gene Ontology annotation, biological process: microtubule cytoskeleton organization; protein polyglutamylation. The transcript has 5 exons.